GCACCUUUGUACAAAAGCAUCAAAGACACCCAGCUGGUCCAGUCCCUUCACCAGGAAUAUCCCUUUAUCCUGCAGUGCUCAGAAAGUGAUGGAUUGAGACACUGGUCCUCUCUGGAGGCAGCAGAACACUCUGUGAAAGGGACGUGAGAGCCAAGCAGGAAGGCGGAUUAUUUCUGCAAGGAUGAGCGGGCGUUGCUAGAGAUUAUCUGUGGUUCGGUCCAGCUGGAGCUGUCUGAAUGAAGCUAUGGGCUGUGCCUCCACCAAGCAUGUGUCUACUGUUCAAAACGAAGAGGAAACUCAGAAGGGCAAGAACUACCAGAACGGAGAUGUGUUUGGGGAUGAGUAUAGGAUCAAACCAGUGGAAGAGGUCAAAUACAUGAAAAAUGGGGGAGAAGAUGAUCAGAAAAUAGCAGCCAGGAACCAAGAAAACUUGGUGAGUUUCUGCCUGGGAUUUUUCCCCUCAUCUCUGGGAAAGCUGAUGCUAUUGAGGAGGAUGGACACAGAGCUGUUGGUGAAACAGAGGAGUCAGCAGUCAUGGCAAGCACCUGAAGGCAAGUGUUGGGAAUCAGAAGUAGCUGCUUUGCCUGCAAACAUAGCAAGAAUGGGCUGGCACAUUACCAAUUCUUCCCCAGAAUUUCAUCUAGAUGAGUACUUUUAUUCCGGAAACCUUUUAUUCCAAAAACCUUCCUGGAGAGUGACCUGGGGAGAGUUUCCAAAGCCCAGGAUGUUAAAAAAAAGGCACAACCUGGAAAAAAGUGCCAGUUCAAACACAAGACUUAAAUCUAAUAAAGAGAUCCCAGGAUUAGUACAUCAGCCCAGAGCAAACAUGCACAUCUCCGAAAGCCAACAAGAAUUCUUCAGAAUGCUUGAUGAGAAGAUUGAAAAGUUUAGCUGCACACAUCUACCCAUGAGAACCACGGAGAUGCUCACUUUGAGUUUGAAGAUGAGAGAGUCACCAUCAUCAUCAUCCUCGGGAUCAUCAUCUUCAUCACCAACACCUGUGGGACUGUGAACCUCCUUCAUAAAAGCCAAUUCCAACACCAGCCUCAUGGACACGCAUGGCAGCCAAAGGAGAAGCCUGUGAUUUUCCCUCUUGAAAUGACACCCUUUCUCCACCCCGCUGCUCUGCCAUCCCAGAUGGAGCCUGGUGCCCUGGAGCAACCAUCCUUCAUCCCUGCAGAAACCCCCCUGCUAAAAGCCUUCAAGGUGCAAGGUCAACAGAAAAUUUAUAUACUUAAUUAUUUUACUAUAUGUAUAUAUUAAAUUUUGAGACAAAAAGUUCUCAAGAGCCGUUGCUGCGAGAAGCUAGAAAGCUCUGUGUGGGAACACAGCAUAUUCCUGGGGUUUUGGCAUUCUGCUUUUGUGUCUAUUAAUAAUCCCCAAGAGUGAGUCAUAUGGAGCUACAUUUAUUCACUUGACUUGGAGGGAGCUGCUACCUAAAAUAGCAGCUCUGUAAUUUUUUAUGAUGCUGUAAUACCAAUGCAGUGAAGAUUGACAUCAUUUGAGGGAGAUGCUCCAGCCUGGCAGUCAGAGAACCCGUGUCCAGCCCCACAAGGAACAUGGGGAGCCCUGUACUCCAUUACAUAAAGUGCUGGAGAGCUAGCAUAGGGCAGAGAUGCCUUUUCUGUCAUCACCUGAGUAUCUUUUGCCUGGGUUUUCCCCCCUUUAAACCUUUCUAAGCCUUCUUUGCUCAUUUUCUUCAAUCAUGAGGAGUACUGGGCCAGAGGACGUUGAGCAAAUGGCUUUUGCUUCAGAGGGGAGCCUCAGGCAUAUCUCAUACUAUCAAUCUGCAUUUCAGGAGGUCCACAGGGGAGUCUUGAAAUGCAUCAAAUUCAGCAUCACCAGCUCAUCCUUUUUCUCACCCACGUUGCUGCUCCAUGUCCCUUCCUGAACCCCCAAGCAUCCCCUGGACCAAGACCUGUGCCCAAAAUCCACUGUCUCCUUCCCAGCCUGGUAUUCCCAACUGAUGGCAGCCCCAGGCAAAGGGCAGAGAAAUCCUGGGGUAGGGUUUGGGCUGGGUUUUUUAAGGAUGAAUCUGGUUUUCUGGAUUGCUUCUCAUUCUUUGCCCUGCACUGCUGCCAUCAGGUCUGUCCUGUAGUGGCAGCUUGUGGGGCAUCCAAGACAUCCCAGGGUGGCCCCACUGCUCCUCAAAACCACCUGUGGGUACCAGCAAGUACCACACAGACUUUUUUGGCACAAUUUUGGCUAGGAUUCCUCUGCAGGGGCCCCAGCCCAUCACUCUGCACUCUCCACCAAAGCAUUAGGAAAGAUUAACUUUUCCAUGCUGGGCAUUAAUAGCUUGGGUGAAUUUCUGCAGGUCAACAGUGUUUUAUCAGCUCCAUUCCAGAUGGAAAUGUUUAUUAACAUUACCUUUUCAUGGAGCACUUUAGGAGAAAAUGGAAUUCCUGCCACAGUAGUUCUGAGCUAAUGUGAAUUCAGCUGUGGCUGAAUUUCAGUCAGAGCAGCUCAAGUCCUUUGGGUGGAAGGUGUCACACCUUUAGGUGACCUGCAUGGAAAAUGGAAAUGUGGCAAUUGAGCAACAGGCCCUCAAUACAACCACUGGCAUAAAUAAAUAAAUAUAAUUUUAAUAGGAGGGGUGAGGACUUGGUGCCACUGUGUGUCCCUUGUCCUUCAGUCAUCCAUCCAUGCAAGGAGAGCAUCCCAGGGGAGGGGGAAUGUCAGGAACGUGAUCAGACACAGAAAUAAACACCUCAAUAGUCAUGAUUUCUUGUUAUAAAAUAAAUACAGAGAGUGGCACAGCCCACCCUGGCUGUCAAUUCUGUGGUUUUUGCCUUUGAAGCAAUCACAUCCUGCUGCCUGCAUGGGCAGCACCUCUGAUGAUCCCUGAACUGGGUGCAGGACACUUGCAGAUUGUCCCUUACUCCUCAAAGGAGGCAGAAAGGGCCUUUGCUUCAAAAUUCUCUAGUCCCUAAAUUCUGAUGUUCCUAGAACAUAGGAAACAGUAAAUUGAAGGACUUUAGCACUUCCCUAGCAAGGCUGACAAUGGCUUCCACUUUAUAUCAUGAACAGAGCUCAGCACUUGAACAAGGACUUGAAUUUAGGGCUCCAACAUCUUAAUCUGAAUUUUGUUAAUUGAAUUUUGUUAAUCCUAACUUCCAGAGAGGAAAAAAUUACAGGAAUAGAGGUGGUGAAAGAGAGCUCAUAAUAGAGGAAGGAUGAGGGAUACACCCCUCCAUGACUCACCUCAUCAGGCCCAAGUGAGACCUGUUUUUCUCAUUCUGAAUAAAACAGGUGCAGCAGACAAAAUGAACUUUUGAGGGUCUGGAUUUUAAAAAUAAUACAAGAAUGUCCAAAUCAUAGAGAAGAGAGGCUGAAAUAAUCCUAAUAGAUCUGGUUGCUGAGAGCCUGUCCAGUUUCAGUUCCAGACUGAAAAGGUGGAGUUUUGGUUAUUACAAUACCUCUGGGUUUAGCCAACUUCCCAAGGAAAAAUUCCAGGCUUCUCCAGGGUGGCAGCCACAAGGCUGCUCCAUCCCCUGCCGAGGCUGCCAAUGAAGCCUCAGUGUGACAGAUCAGUGUGACUGCCUUGCUGAAAAUGACAGCCAACAGCAAUGCAGAAAUGAGCAUCAGUUCUGCACAGCUUGACCAGAAUAUUUACAUUUUAUUAAAUCUUUACAAUCAGCAGUUAUAAUCAAGUACACAAUUAUGUACACAGAUUAUGUACAUUUUAGCCCAGACUUUUACAUCACACUUUUACAUAGUUGCCCUUAGAAACACCACCAGAGAGUAAAACCCAACAACAGUGUUACAGCACCUGUUAUUAGACAUCUGCCAUAAGAAAAUAUACGGCUGUAAAUUGGUCUGGCUAAAAAAAAAAAA
Cyanistes caeruleus (blue tit) is the source of this 3837-nucleotide messenger RNA. Lineage: Eukaryota; Metazoa; Chordata; Aves; Passeriformes; Paridae. The record is from RefSeq and is a predicted model, not a curated record.